GGCAAAUCGACGCAGCAAAUGAAAACCAAGGAAGAAGUACUGAAUAGAGGCACACAGAACCAGAAGACGAAAAAUGUUGUACUUACGAGUUUUUGAGACGUUAUGUAGUCCCGCUUCAAUAUUUCAUCUUCAUGAGACAUGCAUAUGCUGCAGGAAGAAGAAAGACAACAAGUCUACCCCGAUCGCAUUUCAUCUUCAUGAGACAAGAAGAAGAAAGACAACAAGUCUACCCCGAUCGCUAGUCAGCUCGAGCUCAUGCGUAAAAUAGCUUUUUGAUGACGUUUUCGUUUUCCAUUUCCUUUCAAAUUCAAUGUCUUCGACCUCCAUUACGAUUUCUUACCGUGUUGUACAUGACGCCCUCCAGGUUCAGCAGCACAAAGUUGUUUUUCAUUCAAAAUCUAAAAAAGUCUUCUGAGCGGGUGUAUGGGGCUUGGCAUGUGGAAAUUAUCGGUAGUAAGAGCCAUGUAAUUUGCGGCUUUUAUUCGUUUUCGCGCAUCUUUGUCCCACAAAGAAAAAUCCUAAUACAAUUAGAUGGUUGUCUUAUUUGUGGUCUCUCUCGUUCCUUGGUAGACUAGAGCAUACAACACGUUGUCACUGUCGUGUAAGUAGUUGUCAAUGUCAUUGUAGUCCUUUCGUCAUCUUUCAUUCAUCGAUUUCAUCUUUCAUUCUAUGCCGGACCGGCGCAUCGUCCGGCAAAUGUAAGACUUCUCUGCGCCCACCCCAGCUGGUGCGCUGGCCCUUUAGCCGAAGACUUUGAAAUUGAAAUUGAAAACAUGCUGUGAAUAGCAACAUUCAGCACUUCUUUUGUACAACAUGUAUGUACGUAUUUUACAACAAGAAAAUAUUCUACUGUAUCAACAACGAGUUGUACUUGUACAACAAACGAAAAUCAAAAAAAGAUGAAGCAGUUCAUCUUGCGAUGUGGCUUGAGCUCAUCGAACUCGCCUUAGAUUCUGAAAAGAGCACGAGAGUGAGCGGGAUAGAAAAGUGUCUUUUCGGGUUGCUUUGACUUUCUUUAUCUUUCUUGUGCAGGAAAGGAAUAGGAAGGGUCCUAAG
Amoebophrya sp. A25 is the source of this 1056-nucleotide messenger RNA. The record is from the annotation of a GenBank genome assembly. Lineage: Eukaryota; Dinophyceae; Syndiniales; Amoebophryaceae.